GUGAAAUAACCGCUGCUGUGGCUGCGUACUUUCUAAGUUGCGAGGAAACUUUUCCCCAGUUUCUGAGCAACUAGAGAUAUUUAAGUCUUGAAAAAAGAAAAGAGAGGAGCAAGACCUCCCCAUAGAUGAAAAAUGACAUGGCGAUCCCGAGUAGAAAGGGUACUAGACGUGGCUCUACGCGUCCCUUCCCUGUUCGUCAUGGACAGUAUUUUUCUGGGGAACUUCCUGAACCUGUUUAUCACUUACGAUCCAGAUAUGGCAUGGAGAAGCUAUAUGAUGUGGUUAUUCGGAAUGGUCACAUGUUUCUUCUCUUCGUGCCUGAUGUUCUGCCUGGAUCUGAAGCAGCUGCUGGAGGUGUACAGCUACCUCAUCUCCUUCGGGGCGCUCCUCCUGUCCCACUGGCUCAACAUGGCAUAUGUCCUGGAUGUCUUCACUACCGAGAUGGAGAAGUAUGCCUACACCGGCCCCCGCAGCAUGCUCCAUCUGCUGACUGACGACCCCUACAGCCUCAUCGCCAACUUCAUGUUCCAGAUCAGUUUGUCUCAUCUCUUCAUCGUGUUACGCACAAGUCGCUACUCGUAUAGACAGAUUGAAAAUAACAACAGUAUGCAGUUUCUAUUAAGACUGAGUAUAUACCUAUCACUGGUAGCUCCGCUGUGUCUAAGAGCCUUCUAUUGUGACUCUCAUCUGUUUUUAUGGUCUCCAUUCCUUUCACUGUCCAUACCAGUAUUGCAGCUGGUGUCCGAUCUUUAUAACUCACUGUAUUUUAUAGUUGUCACAUUGAAACGUGCAUACUAUAUAGCAACAGUAGCAGUUCAGGCUGAAGGUAUUCAGGCAUUUUUAGAACAUCAUUGGCAAAGGAUUCAUGUUCCUGAUGUGCUUCGAGUGUUUUUUAUCAUCAGACUUGUUCAUCAAAUACUGGUUCAUAUAGUCAGUAGUGUCUAUGACAGUUACAUAGAAACUGGGGUACUGUCAUAUUUCCAAUGGGAUCUCUCGUCAAGUCUAUGGCAGCAGUUGCUCGUGAGGAGUUGUGAGACAAACGUAGCGCUACUGGGACUAACUAGUGUUGUGUCUCUGAUGACUCAUUACAUAGGAAUGUUCAUGGCUGCUUGUGUAGGAUCGGAAACUGAAGAGGAUCGGAACAUGGGCACAGUGGCAGCCAUUUUGUUUUUUAUAUUAGCCCUUCAAACGGGACUGACGAGUCUAGAUCCUGAGAAAAGAUUACUGCGACUGUAUAGAAACUUCUGCCUUUUAUCAACAGCAAUUUUACAUUUUGUUCACAACAUGGUGAAUCCUUUACUGAUGUCUCUGAGUGCAUCUCGGAGUACAAAUGUUGUGCGGCAUUUACGAGCAUUAGGAAUGUGUGUGUUUCUUAUAGUGUUUCCUGUGUGGCUGUUGACAUUCCUGUGGACCCAUCAUAAUGCAAGUACAUGGCUACUAGCUGUUACUGCAUUUAGUAUAGAAGUUAUCAUCAAAGUUUUUAUAUCAUUGCUUGUUUAUUUAUUAUUUAUGAUUGAUGCAUAUCGUGAUUCCUUCUGGGAGAAGUUGGACGAUUAUGUGUAUUUUGUUCAGUCCACAGGAAAUACAAUAGAAUUCCUGUUUGGAAUUUUCUUAUUUUGCAAUGGUGCAUGGAUUAUGGUGUUUGAAUCCGGCGGUGCAAUAAGAGCCGUGAUGAUGUGCAUCCAUGCAUACUUCAACAUCUGGGUGCAAGCAAAGGAGGGAUGGAAGGUGUUUAUAAAGAGGAGGACAGCUGUAAAUAAAAUCAACUCUUUACCGGUGGCGACACAGGAACAGUUAGAAAGUGUCAAUGAUGUGUGUGCUAUAUGUUAUCAAGAUUUGACCAGUGCUCGUGUUAGCUGUCAACAUUUUUUCCAUGGUGUGUGUUUAAGAAAAUGGCUUUACGUGCAAGAUAACUGUCCUCUUUGUCAUGAGCUGAUCUACAAGCCAGAAGGGGAGACAAUAACGUCUCCAAUUGUGGCCGAGGUUUGGGAGAACCACGUGAACAGGGCACGUGCACAGGUGGUGCAUCGCUUCCAGCCACACCCCAACCAAAUCCACCUGGCGGGUCCCCAGCAGCCACAACCUCAGCCCUUCCCCCUCCAGAACCAUGUGGCACCACCCCAACAAGCCCCAGCUCAGAGAGUGAUGCAUCCUCACCAGGAAUAGAAGUGGCCGGUGGGUCAGGUGCAUCUUCGUAUAGUCUCAUAGAUAUUCCGUUAUCAUUAAAAACGUAUUCAGUUACAUAUGAUUCCAGACUUAGGUAUCAAAUUGUUUAUGUUGCAGUUUAUCCCACAAAUGUUUCAACUAUAAACAGUCUUGUAGGAUUUGAGUAGACAGGUCUGAUCAUAAUACCAUGGAAUAAUUGCCUGAGGAAGGUGCAAGAAUCGUCUGAGAAUUACAAACCCUUCUCUGACAUGCAUAUGUCGAGUUCUAACAGAGAACAAGCAUGACUACCAUGGUGAUUGUGUUUACAGUGGAACCACACAAAUUUUCAAUGUUCGGGAGUAGAAAUUAAUCCUGGCUUGCUGGACUAAGGCAAAAAAUAGUUGAAAGGUUUCAAAGAAGGUAGAUGGAAAUAGCCAGAGGAUAGAAGUAAAGUCCUUGAGAAAGUGAUAUUGCAUCUUCCCAUUGAAGGUAUUUAACAACUGAUCCUGUGCAUCGUGAAUGAUCACACAGUCGCAAGCAUAUUCAAAACUUUAUUGGCCAGCUCCCACUUGCAUCUGAUUAAUCAAAACAAAAACGUAGUGGAUAAUUCAUGCUCAAAAGGGCUUAUGUAUUUGCAUUGUUUUCAAAGUCAUUGUAUAAAUCGACAUGUACAACAGACCUUUUCACAUGUCAAUACUUUAUUCAAUGUCUGUUUUUCUGUCUGUGUAUGUCAUACUAGACCUAAUACUGCAACUGAGGAAUUACAAAUUGGUUAGUUUUAGCAGGAACACCCAUUGCCCUGCUACCAUGCAUACAUUGACGUAAAGGGAGGGUCAUUGAAAAGCUGUCCAAACUGUGUAAAGCCCUGGUCUCCGCCCCGUAUUACGCACAGGAUUCAACAUAAAGGUAAUUCAAGGGAUUUCAGCAAUAUCUGGUUUCUUAUGUUGCUAGACUUGUGCUGCACUCGGUACUCAUGUCUACAGAGACACUAUGGAAACUACAAACAGUUUUUGUAUAUUUUGGCAAGUUCCAUGUUUACAAAGAAAUCAGGAGUCAGUCAAGUCAAUGUAGUGGUGUCUUCUCAGCUAUUGUCCCACGUUCAGGGUCUUGUAGCCUUUAGUUUGCCCAGUAUUACAUACAGCUUCAGUGCUGUGUAUGGUCAUGCAGGUUACCAUGGCUACCAGAAUGGAAUGGACCAAUGGACUGGCACAGCAUACACGCUUGCCUGA
This is a messenger RNA of Haliotis rubra (blacklip abalone), 3374 nucleotides long. RefSeq names its product protein TRC8 homolog. Gene Ontology annotation, cellular component: endoplasmic reticulum; endomembrane system. The record is from RefSeq and is a predicted model, not a curated record. Lineage: Eukaryota; Metazoa; Mollusca; Gastropoda; Lepetellida; Haliotidae. Gene Ontology annotation, molecular function: ubiquitin protein ligase activity. Gene Ontology annotation, biological process: ERAD pathway.